CUAAAAUUGUUGGGAGAAAAAGCCACUAAUUGUGAUGAUAAGUAUAUUAAGAAACUCAAGGGGUCUUCUCCCGAGAACCCCGGGUAGAUAUAGACUAGGAAUACGACUGUUUGGAAAUAUUGACCCUCCUUUUAAAGAUGAUUUAACACCAAUGGAUGAUGAUUUAUUCAAUUUACAGGACUUUCAACAAUAUAAAGAAUCCCCAGAUGUUCUUAAACGAAUGGAAAGAUUGCUUACUCCUGUAGAUACAGCCAAUGUGAUUCCAGAGGAGCAACACACGUCAACUGCAGAAACGCUUGAGCUGUCCGCAACCUUAAAACAACCCGUGGUAUUUGUUUCUAAACUAUCAAAUCCAUAUACAAAUCUUGCCCUAGAAGACUAUAUUUAUAACAAGAUCCCUAAACCAGACGACCAGAAUAACCCAUACACUCGUCUCAUGUUUUAUAUCAAUUCACCGUGUGUGGUGAUUGGAAAGAAUCAAAACCCAUGGAAAGAAGUUAAUCUUCCAUUAUUGAACUCGUUACAUAUCCCUCUCGUUCGUCGUAGAUCAGGGGGUGGUACUGUUGUUCAUGAUGCAGGUAAUGUCAACUUUUCAUUCAUGACUUCGAAACAAAAGUUUGAUAGAUUUACAUUUGCUGAACUUGUGGUAAAUGCAGUAAAUUCAGCAGAAAACAAUUCUCCUGUGCUUAAAGUGAACGAACGUGGAGACAUUGUAACUGAAGAGGAUUCUUUUAAAGUCAGUGGCUCUGCCUACAAGAUUUCCAGGGGUAAAUCAUACCAUCAUGGUACCAUGUUAUUAAAUCUGCGUCUAGAUAUAUUGGGCAAAUUGCUUCAUAGAGAUGUACUGAAAUUGGGAUCUGUAGAUGCAAUGGCUUCCAUAAGUUCAGUACGGUCUCCUGUAACAAAUAUUGAGAUCUCUAGUGAGGAAUUCAUUGAUCUGGUAUCACAAGCAUUUGGAAAAAAAUAUGCAGAAUCCGUUCAACUAACCGAGAUGGAAACAAAGGAGGAAAAUGAUCAUAAUGAAAUGUUCAACUUGUCCGACUUUGUAUUAGCUGGAACUGACGAAACAGUGGAAACUACUAUUCACACAAAGACUGUUAUCAUAGAUGAUACUACUGAGAUUCCACAAGAAGUGGUCGAAGAGGCACAAAAAUUAAAAGAAUGGUCAUGGUGUUUUGGAUCAACUCCAAAAUUCUCCCAUGAGCUUUCUCAUGAAUCUCUCAACUUUAAGAUCAAGUUCUAUAUUGAUAAACAUGCUGUAUUGGAUGAUUUUGAAUUAUCAUUCUUGGGAGAGCUGCCUUUAUCUGAGGAGGUUAUCACCGAAAGCUUUGCAUUCCUUAAGCAAGUAAUUGAAGAAGGUAGAAAUAAACCAGUGGAAGAACGGUUAAAGUAUACCGGUAGCUCAGUAGCUGGAUUUGUGACUAAUGAUAUGAUCAGUGAUUGGAUCGGAGAGUGUAUUGAUGGGACCAUAUAAAUUGUACAUAGUAUCCCUAGUCAUACAAUAGAUCAUAAUAAACUUUUCUUUACUGCUUACAUCGAUGGUAGUACAUAUAUAGUGUUCAUACAUCUUCUUACUAUUACAUGUCUAUUUAAAUUACUAUUUCAAUUAUACCACCUCU
This is a messenger RNA of [Candida] anglica, 1619 nucleotides long. The record is from the annotation of a GenBank genome assembly. NCBI's taxonomy places the organism in Eukaryota, Fungi, Ascomycota, Pichiomycetes, Serinales, Debaryomycetaceae.